AUGAAGAUCAGGGGGGAUGAACUAGAAUCCAGGGGUACAAAAAUUAGGGCACUAGGCCCAUUCAGAAAUGAGUCCAAUGGCACUUUUUUGUUCAAUUAUCCUUUUGCUGUACAAAAAUACCCUGGGCCAAGGCAACAAAUUUAUGCGCCAGUGCCAUAUCACAUCUCUGUUUCGAUCUCUCAUCAUCGUGCCAUCAUUCAUGAGUUCACCAACCUCUUCACGGUGCCGUUUCGUCUCCUUCGCGCACUGAAUGAUGUGGCUUCAUCACCUUGCAGUCUCUUAUCUCUAAACAUUGUCCGAUAUCGCCUCCACUGCACCGGAGACCGCGGAAAAAAUCUGAGACUAAAGCGUAACAGAUUCACUUCAGCUGAUGCGACGAUGAUGAUGAUGUGCGUCUUGCAGAAUAUUGUUGAUGCAGAGAAAUUGAAGAAUGAAUCUCGAUUCAAGGUUAAAGCUCGGGCAGCAGGGAGGUUGUUUUGA
Messenger RNA from Vicia faba (fava bean), 480 nucleotides. NCBI's taxonomy places the organism in Eukaryota, Viridiplantae, Streptophyta, Magnoliopsida, Fabales, Fabaceae. The record is from the annotation of a GenBank genome assembly.